AUGGCUUACAACGCGUAUCUAGUUGAACAAGUGGGUCCAGCCCUUACUGAAGCUCUAUCCCUAAUCACGUUACAAAAACCAGACGAUGUCAUCGAAUUCCUGGGCAGCUACCUCCUUACAUACAACGAAAUGAAGGAUUUCGCUGCAAACACUCCCUCUGCUACAUCCUCUACGAGCAGUCUAAACACUUUUGGGGCUAGCGAAUUCUUGAAAAAGGCACCAAGGAAAAUCCCUCCAGGACCAAGAACGCCACCAGCUAUCACCAGUUUCCCUACUCCAGGCGAAAUCAAAAUUAGAAGAAAUGUUCCUGCUGUUGCUAGGACUGGUGGAUUUGAUGCUUCCGACAAUGAUGAUGACAAUUUCAAAGUGCAUGCUCUGGUUUCUCAAUUAUCAAACGUGUUGAAUCUCCCUGACAAUACAAGGGAUCCAUCAUCAAUCUCUGAACGAAUACUAUCCAAAUCUCCUGCAAUAGGACAACCACUCCCACGUCCAAUCGCCUCGUAUGGACUCGUCGCCGCCGAUGACCUAGCCAAAAAAUCAACAUUGAAUUCCAACGCUGAUGAAGAUGGAGCAGCAUUAACGCGACACAUAACAUCCCACUUAAAAGCAACUCAAACUCGUGAAUUAGAUCCCUUGAUAAACGUCCUCUUACAAAUCCGUGAUGAUCCUGCCGUCGUUAAUAUGAUAUCUGCUGAGGGUCAUGAAAGGGAGCGUCAUGAAGCUGAAGUUAUGGCCAUGAGGACGUCAUUGAAGGAACAAAGUGGUAUUAAUAGUAGUGGUGGACUGUCAUCAUCGCCGAAUAGAUCGUUGGGUCAUCAUAUGACUCCUGUUGGAUUACGUGCUAUGAGGACGUCGCCUAAACCUGCUUAUACUCCUAACCCAUUCUUUAAAUCAUCCGACAGUACGACGACCUUCUCUCCUUAUUCGACGGCUACUGCUGUUGGUGGUGGUGGUGCUUCAGCGAUGCCCUCACCUGCAUUUAGCAUUUCUCCUGCUCAAAAGUCACAAAAAGUACAUGAUCAUCGAUCUGCACGUGCUACACCUUCUACAGUGUCCUUCUCAACCACAUUAGUGAAUGAUUCCACUGAUCCAAAACGAGGUAAACAACUUCUAGACGAACGAUUACAAGGACUGAAUGCUCCACUGAGAUCGAGACUUCAAAAUGAGAAGGCAUCAAAUGGCAACAAGAUACUCGAAGCAUUGGGAAGAAUGCCGUUUGAAGAACAAGAGGCGCUGGUAUUAGAGGAUUUACUAUAUGUGUUGAUGGGUAUAAAUGGAAUGUAUAUACGGCGACUAGGCUCAAUCAUGUCAGAAUUGGAGGAGAAAGACUAUUGGGAGGAUGUUCAGUACACCUUUGAUUCGAGUUUAGAUGCAUCACUCUCAGAUCAAGCAAAACGGAUCUUGGCUGUAGCUUCACAUUUUGUGUAUAUUGAGCAUUUUAUUGAGACACAUUCCAGGUUUGAAUAUGGACGUGUUAGUCAUGCACUAUGUGCUUCAAUCCGUACUCUGCUCAAGGAAUACUUGAUAUUGAUUGCUCAAUUGGAGUAUCAAUUCCGCAGUGCACCAUCAUUUGGUUUACAAAAGCUAUGGUAUUACUUGAACCCGACUUUACACACUUUAUCGAACAUUACUUCAUUGUGUCGAGGUAUACGAGCUGCAGAGACUCUAGGAAGGAGUGAUAGCCCUGAUCAGAUUCUAUCCAUGGAGGGUAAACCUCGAGGAGGAGGCGUCUUGUUGGGUGUUAUUGCUGAUCGGAUGGUUGCUUUUAGUGGGAACCUCUGCAUUAUCACUUACAUUAAUGCCUUUGCUUCUAGUGACAUGGCCACUCGAGCACUCCAUGCAUAUCUAUUGUCAGCUGCAGCAGUCCCAUAUCUAGCGACACUUCGUUCCUGGAUUCAUCGUGGAGAAAUAUCCGAUCCAUACGAUGAAUUCAUGGUCGUAGAACGUAAAUCAGUCACCAAGGAAAACAUUCGUAACGAUUUCAAUGACGUGUAUUGGGAACAACGAUACACCCUACGACAAGAAGCCAUCCCAAGUUUCCUAAGUUCAGUCAGUGAUAAAGUAUUACUGGCUGGUAAAUACUUGAAUGUGAUUCGAGAAUGUGGGAUUGAUAUCAAGAUGCCGAAUCAAGUCGUUGAUGAGUCUGGAGAAUUGAUUGGUGGUAGUAGAGGAUUCGUUGCUCAUGGUAUUACUAGUGACGUUGUGAAGGCUGUUGAAGGUGGAAGAUUCAUUCAGGAUAUCGAGAUAGCUUAUAGAUAUGCCAACAAGACUUUGCUCGAUUUGCUAUUUAAAGAGCAGCAGUUACUGCCAAGAUUGAGAUCAGUCAAGCACUACUUUUUACUCGAUCAAUCUGACUUUUUAACUCACUUUCUGGAUUUGGCACUACCUGAACUGAAUCGGCCAUCACGAGAUAACUCUAUAGAGAAGCUUCGAUCUCUUCUAGAGCUUGUGGUUCGAAAUCCAUCAUCUGCACUUGCGCAUGAUCCGUAUAAAGAAGACAUUGGUGUUGAUUUGAGUAGUUCGUCUGUUUGGGAUCUUUUAAAGAGGAUUAAUCUAGUACAAGGACAACAAUCUGAUGGCCACCAGAAGAAAGAACCGGUCUCGGGAGAGCACGGUGGACUUGUUGGGUCGAGUGGUGGAGCUCCUUUAACUGGUAUAGAAGCGUUGACCUUGACGUAUACAGUACGCUUUCCGCUCUCAUUGAUAUUAAACAAGAGAGCACUUAUAAGAUACCAACUAAUCUUCCGACAUCUGCUACUAUGUAAACAUGCCGAACGACUCUUGUGUGGGUCGUGGCUUGAAGCAUCACGAGCAAAUGCAUUAGCACGACGCAAUAAUCCAGCUACAACAUCGACAUUGGGUAAAAGGAAGAUUGUGCCAUCACGGUCAUUUUCCUCUGUUGUAGAUAGUGUUAGUGUUGAAUAUGCAGCAGCAACAGCUAAAGUAGAUAAGAAGGUUAUGGAUGAUGCGUCGUUAGAAGGCUUUAUACAUGCAUUACGAGUCAAGAUGUUGGCAUUUGUGCAGCAAUUCUUGUAUUAUGUGUGCUAUGAAGUGCUGGAGCCUAAUUGGAGCAAAUUGGAAGAGGAGCUUGCUAAGGUGUCGACUGUUGAACAAGUGUUACAAGUACAUGGUGACUUUUUAGAUACAUGCUUGAAGGAAUGCAUGUUGACUAAUUCCAACCUACUUCAGAUCUUUACUGUACUAAUGGAGACCUGCGUCAGUUUCUCACGCAUCAUGACGCAAGUAACGAGGCAUGAAAUGACGCGAGCUCAACUACCUACUCUAGUAGCCAACCUCGAGACUCGAUUUACAACAUACCUCCAUCGAUUAAUUGACCAGUUGCAAUUCCAUGCUAGUACAGAGACGUAUCGGUUGGUGAAUCUGUUGACGCGGUUGGAUUACAACUUGUUUUACUCGAAAGAUGGUGGUGGUAGGAAUUUGGGUGCAAGGGGUGCUAAUGUUGUUGGUGGUGAAUUGUAA
Molecule: messenger RNA, 3480 nt
Organism: Synchytrium microbalum
Lineage: Eukaryota; Fungi; Chytridiomycota; Chytridiomycetes; Synchytriales; Synchytriaceae
Exons: 15
Coding region: 1-3480 (1159 amino acids)
Biological process (GO): meiotic cell cycle; mitotic cell cycle; microtubule nucleation
Cellular component (GO): spindle pole; gamma-tubulin small complex; centrosome
Molecular function (GO): microtubule minus-end binding; gamma-tubulin binding
Source: RefSeq, a predicted model, not a curated record